GUGAGCCGCUUUAAAAAAAAAAGGGUUUGAUUCAACGAGCGUAUAAUUUUGUUGAAUAAGCGGAUGAAUGAGAUUUUCGUAUAUAAGUCAUCAACAUUUCUUUCAACGUCUUACGCUAGGUUAGAUUAUCCAAUCGGACCUGUGGUGAUCAUAUAACUUUGAGAAGUUAACAGAUUAUUUAACCCAUUUAAUUAUGGGUUCGCUGAACCUUAUCUGCCCAAUGUGUUGCGGUGAAACUUUCAAUAACCCUCAGUCUCUUAAAUACCACUUGUUGAGUAUUACGGACAAUCUCUAUUGUCCUGGCUGUUCACAGCGUUCUGAUUCUGUGGCAGCGCUCAUUCAGCAUCUUGACAAAUGCGAGCAAAAUUUGGAGCGCAAGGAUAAAGUACAGAUUAAUGGGAGCUUUCUUGCGACUGUGAGUGACAAUGGAAUUGUUAUAAUGGAUGAUCCACAGACGAUACAAAUGGAUGAGAAUGGAGAAAUUAAAGUCGUAGAAAAGAUGGACACGGAAGAAAUACAACCAGAUCAAAAUUCUCUGGAUUUCAAGAUGUCCGAAGGGCUUUCUGGCGUCAGUGGCAGAAUGCAAAGAAGACUGCAGCCAAUGCAAGAAUUAGUGGCUGUUCCUAUAUCAAAUUUCAAUACAGAAUGCAAAACAACGGAAAAGAACGUAAUUGCAGUAUUACCGGAAAAUUCCGAAUUUCUGGAUGCCACUACCUUGAUCGAUGUUGACCGUAUAAAUGAGGCAGAAGAGAUUGACGAAACUGGUAUUUUGCGAGUCAAGCAAGAACUGUGUGAGGUGGAAUCUGAUGCUGUAUAUAGUUGCACUAGCUGUGAAAUCAGCUUCAACUCCAUUCUGGAACACAUCAAACAGUUUCACGAUGGUCAGGAAGUAUUGCUGGAAAUGGCGGAGCAAUUGAACGAUAUGGCGACGCCUACGAACCAAGUGUCCACGACGUCUGAAGAUUCGGAAAACGUAGUAAAAGGACGACAACGGCAAACAAUGAAUACGUUGCGUACAGAAGAAUGUGUAGACAAUGAGGGUAGGUUCUACACAAGAAAGGUAGUGCAAAUCGAGAAAUUCUGGGACCGUACACCGAUCCAGAUAACAUCGCAAUCAGCAAAAGCUCCAAUGAUCGAGAAGUUCUUUUCGAAUGUGGAAGGAGUUAAGGUACGAGAGAAGCGCUUAGCGACUGCGUCAAUGCGAAUGUACAGAUGCAAUCAAUGCUUGCAGCAAUUCUCCAAGUUAGGAAAUUUUCGUGUGCACGCUUGUCUUCGUGGCAACAAACGCUGCGAGCACUGCGAUCAAAGCUUCGCGACACCCAAAGCCUUGCAGCUCCACAUGAAAGUACAUGAAGGUGACAUCGAUUCAAGCCAAAAGUCAUUUAUUUGUACCAUUUGUGGUACCGAAUUCUGCUCCCACAAGAGCUUACGUUUGCAUUCAAGAAUGCAUGCCCCGGUAAGGGCUAGACAUGUUGAUGCACCCGAGGGAACUCCUAAUGCAACUUUCACUUGUCCUGAAUGUGGUAAAACUUUAUCAGAAUCAUACAAAGAUACACACAUGGCGUUACAUACUGGUGAUUCAGUGACAUGCGCUGUCUGUAACCGUAAAUUUGAUUCUGCGGACAGUUUAACGAUGCAUGCGGCAGUGCAUACUGAGAUAGCACUCUCGCCGUCACCUACCCCGCCUACUUCGAUUUCAACUUCGUUGGUCAGAGAGACAGCAGUAACAACGACGACAACAGCGACGACAAUUGCGAUGACAUCAACAACGAUGACAACAACGACAGCGACGGUGGAAACUAGUGAUAGUCAGAAACCCUAUCAGUGUCAGCAUUGUGGUCGCAGGUUUACCAGACCUCACGAAAAAGUGAAACAUGAACGAAUUCACACUGGCGAGAAACCACAUGCUUGUGAGGUUUGCGGGAAGACUUUUCGUGUGUCCUAUUGUUUGACUCUACAUAUGCGUACACAUACCGGCGUACGGCCUUAUGCUUGCCAGCACUGUGGCAAACGCUUCAAGGCGUCUUCCGUCUACAAUCAUCAUCUGCUGACACAUGGCGAAGAGCGCGCUUAUGUGUGUCCAUAUUGUCCGAAAACGUUCAAGACACGAGUGCAGUUGGCUGGACACAAGAACAGUCACACGAAGCCGUUUCGUUGUACUGAGUGCUCGCGACCGUUCGCAUCACUCUAUGCCGUUCGCGCGCACAUCCAGACACACAAGAAAGAUAAUAAUCUCAAGUUUAGCUGCUACGUAUGCGGUGCAUCAUAUGGUCGGGCGUUCGCUUUGAAGGAUCAUCUGAAGCAACACGGCCAGGAUGUGUUAGCGCCACCAGAACCUGCACGGGAAGAGGAAGUGCACGAGGACUUUCUCCUCCGAGAAGAAGGGGCCGAGCUCGUAGUCCCGUCGCCUUCGCUUCCUCUCAUCGCACAUUCUUCCGACGUAGACGAUACUGAUUAAAAUUAAUUAUUGCAAUUCGAGUCUAGUCGAAUCUUAAUGCGUGAUUGUUCCUGAAAAUCGCAAGAUUCAAAGAGUGACAUAAAAUGACUGUGUUGAAUCUUUUAUGGAGAUCUGUAAGUCUUUUCUUGUUUUAGUAAUUAUAUGUUUCAUAAGUUAUUGCAUAAAUUAUUGCGAUAACGGAUUUUUUACUAAAAGUCGAGAAUAAUUGAAAUCUAGUUAAAUAGUAAGCAUUGUUAAUUCAUUAAUAGUUUAUUUGUUCGUAUUUCUUAUAUAUGAAAUAAUUAAUUGUUCUUGAUUAUAAAUUCGUGAAUUGCAUUAGGAAUCGCAGGAUUGUACUGCCCAAAAUGAUAAUUAGCGAAUGUAAAUGUUAUAUAAUUUUAAUCAUUUUAAUUACAUAUAAUUAAAAUACAAAGAAUUUGCAGAUUUUUAAUCUAGUUUUCUGAAAAUACUUGAAUAUAUUCUAGUAAUUUUCUGAUAAUAAAUUCAUUUCCCUCCAUAUGAGAGCAUAUAAUGUGUUGCUUUAAUUUUUAUAUCAUAAAACUUCUAGUUUAUACAUUUUAUAAUAAAAAAAAGAAUUUAAAAAACUA
Molecule: messenger RNA, 3045 nt
Organism: Cataglyphis hispanica
Lineage: Eukaryota; Metazoa; Arthropoda; Insecta; Hymenoptera; Formicidae
Product: zinc finger protein 502-like
Exons: 7
Coding region: 194-2458 (754 amino acids)
Biological process (GO): regulation of transcription by RNA polymerase II
Cellular component (GO): nucleus
Molecular function (GO): DNA-binding transcription factor activity, RNA polymerase II-specific; RNA polymerase II transcription regulatory region sequence-specific DNA binding
Source: RefSeq, a predicted model, not a curated record